Molecule: messenger RNA, 2229 nt
Organism: Ostrea edulis (European flat oyster)
Lineage: Eukaryota; Metazoa; Mollusca; Bivalvia; Ostreida; Ostreidae
Product: mucin-2-like
Exons: 6
Coding region: 1-2229 (742 amino acids)
Source: RefSeq, a predicted model, not a curated record
AUGAACAUUGAGCGAAGGUUUGACCUUGUAUUUGCUCAGAUUAAAGAUGCACUGCAGAAAAACUCUUCAGAAUACGGAGAUAAAUACCAACAUUGUGACGUGACUAAUUUCAGGAACGGAAGCAUAGUGGUUCAGUACAAGGUGUACUACGAGUUCACUACUACUAUAAUCAUCGAGGAAACGGUCCAAAAAGAUAUCAACAGCUCCCUAACACCAAUUGAUUCCAGUCGUACACAGUUGUCUAAUUUUGUGGUCAUAACAACGAGUUUGACUAUCACGGUAAAUGUUGAGACUUAUGUAAUAGAUCCCAUAACAACUAGUUCAACAACAACAUCAACUACAGCACCAGCAACAGAAACCACAACCGACAGUUCCACAGGAACCACAUCCGACAGUACAACAUCGACUACAGUACCAGCAACAGAAACCAAAACCGACAGUUCCAAAGAAACCACACCCGACAGUACCACAUCGACUACAGCACCAGCAACAGAAACCACAACCGACAGUUCCACAUCGACUACAGCACCAGCAACAGAAACCACAACCGACAGUUCCACAUCGACUACAGCACCAGAAACAGAAACCACAACCGACAGUUCCACAUCGACUACAGCACCAGUAACAGUAUCCACAACCGACAGUUCCACAUCGACAUCACCAGUAACAGUGUCCACAACCGAGAGUUCCACAUCGACUACAGCACCAGUAACAGUAUACACAACCGACAGUUCCACAUCAACUACAGCACCAGUAACAGUAACCACAACCGACAGUUCCACAUCGACAUCACCAGUAACAGUGUCCACAACCGACAGUUCCACAUCGACGACCUCACCAGUAAAAGUACCCACAACCGACAGUUCCACAUCGACUACAGCACCAGUAACAGAAACCACAACCGACAGUUCCACAUCGACUACAGCACCAGUAACAGAAACCACAACCGACAGUUCCACAUCGACGACAUCACCAGUAACAGUAUCCACAACCGACAGUUCCACAUCGACAACAGCACCAGAAACCAUAGCAACAGCUGAACCAGUGAACUAUACAGCAGAUGUCCAUGUUUCCAGUAUAGUUGCAACUGUUGGAGAACUCACGACAUCAAAAGCGUGCAUAGUCACUCCGCACGGAGAAUGGCUUCAAAUCAACGUAUCAGUCGAUUCGGGCGGGGUGUCGCACGUCAUCGGGAAAUUAGAUUACAUCCAAUCUUUUGAAACCCCAUCUUCUUUGGACAGAUUUAAUGCUACUCCUAUGUCAGAAGUAAGCAUCGACUCUAAGGUUCAUUACAACGAAGGUGAUCAGAUGACUUUCAAUUGUACAACGAAAGUGGAUCCAAAUUAUAGUGACUUUUAUGCUGAAUUAAUCAAAGAUUCCAACCUUCUUUUCACAAUUCCCGGUCCAGAUUUUGGAACUGAACCUAAUUCCGACUGUUCCAUUGAUUUCAACUGGAUUGGUGGUUACUUGCUUCCGCUGCUGACUUCCAAUCAAAACGGCGUCAUAGUCCGCUGUGUUGUAAGAAACAAUGUACUGAAUAAGACUAAGACAGCUGAGAAAACGCUGAAUGUAUCAUCGUCAGCUACAACUACAACACCAGUAUCAGAAACGACAACCGACAGUACCACAUCGACUACAUCACUAGUAAUAGUAUCCACAACCGACAGUUCCACAUCGACUACAUCACCAGAAACCAUAACCGACAGUUCCACAUCGACUACAGCACCAGUAACAGAAACCACAACCGACAGUUCCACAUCGACGACAUCACCAGUAACAGUAUCCACAACCGACAGUUCCACAUCGACAACAGCACCAGAAACCACAACAACAACAACUGAACCAGUGAAAUAUACAGCAGAUAUCCAUGUUUCCAAUAUAGUUGCAACUGUUGGAGAACUCACGAUAUCACAAGCGUGCGUAGUCACUCCGCACGGAGAAUGGCUUCAAAUCAACGUAUCAGUCGAUUCGGGCGGGGUGUCACACGUCAUCGGGAAAUUAGAUUACAACCAAUCUUUCAAAACCCCAUCGUCCUUGGACAGAUUUAAUGCUAGUAUCCGCAUGAAUGGUGAUACAGUUGAUGUGAUGGUGACUCUGAAUCUAACGGAACCAACAACCGAAAUCUGCUCCUGGGACAACAGUUAUAAAGUGUAUUGCUCUGUGAUUAUGAACGACACUUUUUCGACUAAGGUGGUUGAUUUCAAUCCAAUUUCCGUGACAGGUAAGUGA